CACAUGGUAGUCACGCCGCAGUCGUCGAGGUUCAAACGUCAUUCACCCGUUGCGUACUUAAAACAUCGUACACGAACCGCGAUGUUUUCCCACGUACUCUACCAUUGAAUCAACCACUUGACGAUUUUAUCGAAAUGGCGGUCAUACCAUUUCACGUAAAGGCGUAAAUUAUUUUCGGAUGUUUUUCGGUAGUAAGUGAUCCCUAGCAAAUUCACCGGUUCUACAAUCAAUUUGCAUACAAUUUUCAAGAGUGCGAUUAGUUCAAAUGGCUUAGAGAACACCCCGACGUCCACGAUGAAGUCUAAUCGGUUACCAGACAUAAUGUCUUGAAGAUUUCAAAUGAAACCCAUAAUGAUCAGAGACUGGGCUAUGAAUUCGUUUAACACUGACAACAGUCUAUCAGACAUAAACAAUAGCUUGUUAGAAGUCCAUCUCCAAAAGAAUACGUCUGCAAUCACUAACGAGCACGACUGGCAAAACGAAUUGAAUACAGAACUUUUUCAAGGAUAUUCACCAGCCCUGUUAACAUUCGCAAGCGUAUGUUGUAUAAUAUACAUGAUGGUUGGUGUUCCCGGUAAUCUUAUCACCAUCAUUGCUUUGUUCAGAUGCAAAAAGAGCGACUACAGAAUUGUACAGUUGGGUCGAUAAAAUUUGUCUUCUCAACCCGAUACGUUCCGGGGAUUUUUAUAAUAAAAUCGUGGCUUUUGCGGGACGACGACUUUAACAGUAUCAAAUGCCAAACGGAGACGCAGCCGCGAUUUAUGAUUUACCAAAUCGUUUUUCAUAUAUACGUCUUAAAACCAAUAAAAACUUUUCAGCGCGAUCUUCCGCUUCCUAUCUCAUCGACCAGAGUUUAUUUAUUUACCAACUUAUUUCAAACAAAUAUCAUUCAAUCCUAAUGUAUGGCCAGCGUAAACCUCAAUAAUAAUACGUCAUAUUAGUGUAUUCGCGACACACACACGCAAAUAUGCACAAAUCGUAGACAAUCGUUUUUAUAUUGUUAGUUGUAGAAGUGGUUUCCUCAACCUCGUGUAAACCUAAUUAAAAAUAUCU
Messenger RNA from Sipha flava (yellow sugarcane aphid), 1053 nucleotides. RefSeq lists its product as uncharacterized. The record is from RefSeq and is a predicted model, not a curated record. The transcript is spliced from 3 exons. The coding region runs from base 340 to 648 and encodes 102 amino acids. NCBI's taxonomy places the organism in Eukaryota, Metazoa, Arthropoda, Insecta, Hemiptera, Aphididae.